Rhagoletis zephyria (snowberry fruit fly) is the source of this 7133-nucleotide messenger RNA. Its product is annotated as neurexin-1-like. NCBI's taxonomy places the organism in Eukaryota, Metazoa, Arthropoda, Insecta, Diptera, Tephritidae. The record is from RefSeq and is a predicted model, not a curated record.
AACACAGAUAUUCUGUAAAAUGAUUUUGGCUAAGUGUAAUAAAUUAACUACUUAUGUAUGUGGACAAAUUCUAUGUGAGACGAGCAUAUUAAUAGCAUAAAUCAAAUGCAAAGCCAGAGAAAAAAACAAAACAAUCAAAUAGCCAAACAACCUAAAAAAUAAAAAUAAAUUAACAAACCAAUCAACUACGUAACACCGACCAACCGUCCGCUUCUAUUUCGAAAAUUACUUAAAAAGUGUAAAAAAAACGUAGCAUACUUAUUAGCGCUGUCCGCUUCACUUCACCAUCGCGUUCAUAUAAACAACUAAUAAAACAAAGAUAUCAUUAAAAAAACAAACGCUAUAUAGGCAGAGAGAGAACGAGAGAACGACUUUCGCGCUGUGUAUACAAAAAGCGGUGAGAAAAGCUUUCAAAAGCUUUCCGAAAAACAGAAAAAAAUUAAAUGCAUAGAAAUAAGCACACUCGUAGGCGGAAGUGGAGUCAAGUGGGGGAAUUCGUGAACAAAUAGAGAGUGGAUAGAAGAGCGUAAAUACAAUUCAAUGAAACUUACACGCGAUUUAAAUACACGUAAGAAACAUUUAUAGUGAGUGCUACACACACACGCAGCUUCACUUCAACGUCAGCAUCACAUGUGUUUUUACAAACAUACGUAGGUACUCAAGUUGUUAUGUAUGUAUGUACGUCUCCGAGAGAUUGUCAUCAAAUGCAAAGUGACUUCAAGGAUAAACGACAGCGAUACGCAAGAUUCCACAAACGAAGUGUAAAACAAACUUGAAAUUAUAACUGGUGAAAACGAAUGUAUGUAUGCAUGUACGUCAAACACACAUACAUAUGUAUGUAUCUAGAAGCGUAAAAGUAUUAUAAUCGUAUCAAGGACGUCAGGAAUGCAAGCUCAUAGCAUAAAUAAUGCAUAAGCGCACAAUGCGCUUAAUAUAAGUAGAACAUAAACAACAACAACGUGAGCAUAGAGUGUAUCCCCAUAAAAAAAACGCAUUGUGUGCUUUUUGGCGUAGAAGCAUAUAUUUCCGCACUGUGCUCACAUACUAGCAGGCGCAAAUUUUCGAACAUAUCAAAAAGGAAAACUUCUUUAAACACCUAAAGAUAUAAAACUGAAAAAAGCAAAAGCAACACUAGCGCCAAAAAAUAUGCAAAACUAGUGCUAAGCUACGACACUACCAGGCAGAAUGUCGCUCGGCGAGCAAAAUGAGCUGCUGAGCAAAUGCAAAGCAUAUGCAAUGCGUGCCGCUAGUUACCUCUCUAACGGCGCUGCAACAUGCAGUAGCAGCAGCAACAGCAACAGUAGCUGUAGUAGCAGCAAUUGCUGCAGUAAUCGGAACGAUGCCCAUAGCUGCUGCAGCAACAUUGGCCAACAGUCAACAACUAUCGAACAAAAACUGCCACUUCGGCAAAUGGUUCGCCAGCGCAAUGAUCGCAACAACAACAACACCAGCAACAGCAACAGCAACAAUAACAAUACACCAGUCAGCAAAAAAUUUAAAUUCAACACAAAUGGUGGUAUCAGCAAUCGGCUUGAAGGUUGUCGCACAACUAGCCUUGCCUCUGUACCGCUAUAUUCCCCCCGUUGUGGACGACUGAAACCACAUCGAAAGUCACCGCUGCAGAUGCUGCUGCAGCUCCUGACCAUAAAUGUACCCGCCUCGGUGUAUGCUUUCACCGGAUUAGUGCUGUUAUGUUCAGCGCUUUUGUCGCCAUGCAACGCCUUUCAACUGGAUGGCUCACAAAAUUCGUUCGCCCAAUUUCGCAAAUGGUAUACGGGACUCAACGGUUCAUUAGAGCUGGAGUUUAAGACUGAACAGCCCAAUGGUUUGGUGCUUUACACCGAUGAUGGUGGCACUUAUGAUUUCUUUGAGCUCAAAUUGGUCGAAGGUGCAUUGCGUUUGCGUUAUAAUUUGGGUGGUGGUGCGCAUAUCAUAACUGUGGGACGAGAGUUGCAUGAUGGGCAUUGGCAUAAAGUGCAGGUUCUUCGCAAUGACGAACAAACAUCGCUUAUUGUGGAUGGCGUGUCGCAGAGCAGUACAACCAAGGGCAAGGAGUUUCAAUUUGGAAAAUUUGCCACCAAUUCUGAUGUCUACGUGGGCGGCAUGCCAAAUUGGUACAGCACAAAGUUGGCAUUAUUAGCUUUGCCAAGCGUCAUCUUUGAGCCGAGGUUCCGGGGUGCCAUACGCAAUUUGGUAUACGCCGACCAGCCAGGUGGGGCGACACGCCGUCAAGAAAUGAAACAACCACGUGAUAUAAAGUGUGGUGACGGUCCGUGUGACAAUGGUGAAAUGCCAAAGGAGAAAGUGAUCAGGGGUGUACGCGGCGGCAAUACCACAGAUGCUUGCGAACGAAGCGAUCCUUGCCAACACGGUGGUAUUUGUAUCUCAACAGAUUCAGGACCAAUAUGUGAGUGCCGAAAUCUCGAAUAUGAUGGACAAUAUUGUGAAAAAGAGAAAGCACCAUCAGAAGCAACAUUUCGCGGUCAACAGUUCCUGUCUUAUGAUCUUGGCCAAACUAGUGCUGAGCCAAUUGUGAGCGCUCAGGAUGCUAUUACGCUAUACUUUCGUACUCGCCAACCCAAUGGCUUACUAUUCUACACAGGGCACGGUACUGAUUACUUGAAUUUGGCGCUACGUGAUGGCGGCGUUUCACUAACCAUGGGUUUGGCUAACGGCAAGCAAGAAAUGCAUAUUAAGCCAUCUAAAGUACGCUUCGAUGAUCAUCAGUGGCACAAAGUGACAGUGCAUCGACGAAUUCAGGAGAUAUCAUCGAUAACAAGCUUCUGCAGAUUGGUGACCGUAGUCGACGAUGUUUACACCGAUCACUCGCACAUAGCCGGCAAAUUUACUAUGCUUUCCUCGUCUCGCGUUUACGUUGGUGGCGCAGUCAAUCCGCGCGCCUUGCUCGGUGCUCGGGUGCACAAUAAUUUUGUCGGCUGUCUGCGUAAGGUUGAAUUCUCUGCUGAUACACUGCUAUUGAAUCUCAUCGAUUUGGCUAAGAGCGGCUCGAAAUUAAUCCAAGUUGCUGGAAAUGUCGAUUAUCAAUGUCCAAUUGGCGAUCCGCAGGAUCCAGUUACAUUUACGACGCGCGAAUCGCAUUUGGUCUUACCGCCAUGGGAGACUGGCAAGCAAAGCUCCAUCUCAUAUAAAUUUCGGACAAAGGAGCCUAAUGGAUUGAUAAUAAUGGCCACGGGAUCUAAACAGCCGCGCUCAAAAAAUGCCGUACUAUUUGCCAUUGAGCUAUUGAAUGGACACAUUUACAUACACUUAGAUCUGGGUUCGGGAGCGGCGAAAGUGCGUGCGUCCCGGCGACGCGUAGACGAUGGCGAUUGGCAUGACUUGAUUUUGCGGCGAAACGGACGCGAUGCAAAGGUAAGCGUGGACGGAGUUUGGAAUGAAUUCCGCACACCGGGCGAUGGUACGAUAUUGGAAUUAGACGGCCAUAUGUAUGUGGGUGGUACGGGUCCAGCGUAUAAUAAUAUCGCAUGGCCACCGGCUAUAUGGACGGCAACAUUGCGACAAGGAUUUGUCGGUUGUUUGCGUGACUUGGUGUUAAGCGGCAAGGCGAUCGAUAUUGCAGCAUUCGCACGAUUACAGGAUUCAGCGUCGGUGAAGCCAUCAUGUCACGUACAGGCCAACGUAUGUACUGGCAAUCCCUGCCUCAAUGGAGGCACCUGCAUAGAGGGCUGGAAUAGACCAAUUUGUGACUGCACUGCUACACUGUACGCGGGACCGACAUGUGGACGCGAGUUGGCUACGCUUGCAUUCAACGGCAGUCAGCACAUGACCGUUUGGCUGGGUAACGGACAAGGCACCAAAACUCAAACUGAAGAGCUUAUUAUACGUUUCAAGACAUCGCGCCCCACCGGUCUAAUACUUUUGACAAGCGCCGAAUCAAAUUCACCAGAUCGGCUGGAGAUUGCAUUGGUGGCCGGCCGUGUGCGUGCCAGUGUGCGUUUGAGUGAUCGUGAAAAGAAUUUGCUUGCUGGUCAGUCGGUUUUGAAUGACAACAACUGGCACACAAUACGGUUCUCGCGACGUGCCUCCAAUCUACGGCUGCAAGUUGACGGGGUUCCCCCUGUCAGGGCGGAGACUAUACUCGGCCGCCACAGUACCAUUGAGAUACGUUCCAUUCACUUGGGUGGAAUGUUCCAUGCCGAGGAGGAAAUUCAAAUGACAUCGACAAUGCCCAAUUUCAUUGGCCAACUACAAGGAUUCAUUUUCAAUGGGCUAAGAUAUAUUGAUAUUGUUAAGAAUUUGGGCCCGGAGUUAUCGGCACUGCCGAGCGCCACUUUCAAGCUGACGGCGCGUUUUGUGAACUCACCACCCGGUAAUCCCUAUCAUGCUGCCACCUUUCGCUCCAAGCACUCCUAUGUAGGCUUACCGAUGCUCAAAGCGUAUUCAAGCGUCUCAGUGGAUUUCCGUUUCAAAACCGUUGAACCCAAUGGAUUGGUGCUCUUCAAUGACGGGCGUCGCAAUGAUUUCAUUGCUUUGGAGUUGGUCAAUGGACAUAUUCAUUAUACCUUCGACAUUGGCGACGGUCCAAUAACAAUGCGUGACAAAUCGCGCAUACACAUGAAUGACAAUCGUUGGCAUCAAGUGAGCAUAAGGCGGCCGGGGCCGAAAACGCAUACGCUCACCGUUGACGAUUCCUUUGAGAUAGUGACUUUGACCGGCAAUAGCAUGCAUUUGGAGCUUUCGGGAAUACUGUACAUAGGUGGCGUUUUCAAGGACAUGUACGCCAAACUGCCAGCGUCCAUCUCGUCGCGUUCCGGCUUUGAAGGUUGUUUGGCUUCAUUGGAUUUGGGCGACACAUCACCCACACUGACCAGCGAUGCAGUGGUGCCCAGCUCGUUGGUGGUGACGGGUUGUGAGGGUCCAACCAAGUGUAGUCAGAAUGCAUGCGCCAAUCGUGGCGUUUGCGUACAACAAUGGAAUGCCUAUGUCUGUGAGUGCGACAUGACUUCAUACACUGGCCCGACGUGUUACGAUGAAUCGAUUGCCUAUGAAUUUGGCAACAACAAGGGUAUAAUUCAAUAUUCAUUUCCGGAGAAUAUGCAAGCCGAUACGGAGGAGGACAAUUUGGCGUUGGGUUUCAUAACAACAAAAUCAGAUGCAGUUAUUCUGCGAGUUGAGAGCGCAACGACUCAGGAUUACAUGGAACUCGAGAUAGUUGAAGGCAACAUUUUUAUGGUUUACAAUAUUGGUACACGCGAUCUACCAUUGGGCGAAAUUGGUACAAAAGUGAAUGAUAACACUUACCAUGUGGUACGCUUUAGCCGCAAAGGUGGCAAUGCCACACUACAGCUCGACGACUACAAUGUACAAACGCUGAAUCCACAAGGACACCAAUCGACCGUUUUCAAUACUAUCUCUAGCAUCCAGGUGGGCGGAAAAUUUAGCCGUGGCGGUCGCACGCGUAUUGAACGCCCAUUUGCGGGUGUUAUUGCCGGUUUGUCGGUGAAUAAGCUACGCAUACUGGAUCUGGCGGUUGAACGUGACCCACACAUAACCAUACGAGGAGAUGUUCAAUUGGUAACUGGAGUAUUAGAUAGAAAUGAUCUGCAAAGAAUGCAGCAGACUCCGGCCAGCGGUUAUCCCGGUGCCAUAGAUGAUUUAAUAUUUUCGGGUGCCGGUUCGGGUUGUCGUGGCGAUGACGAAGAUGAGUGUACACCACCAUUCGAAUCAGGCAGUGGCGAUGAUCUGAUAACGCCCGUUUAUGUACCGCCGACAAAGCAAACAACAGCAGCACAAAAUGUUAACACCGACAAGACAAAUGGCACUGAGCGCGCCUGUGAUGAUGAGGAUUGUCUGCAUGGAUCGGGCGAUUAUGGUGAAACCACUGAGCAGUUCACUUCAACAAGCACGGCAAAAGGAUCAGAGAGCAACAAUGAAAUCGUGUCGUCCACCACAGAUGGUACGAGCCGCCGCACUGAUACAUCCUCAACCACAGAACAGCAGCGUUCAAGUAGCACCAGUUCCAGUAGUGUUGUGACUCGAACCGAAAGUCAGACGUAUGCACCGCGUGAAACUACCGUCCCAUAUAGCGCUACUACGAGCAUAGUUACCCAGCAGCGCCAGACAUCGACACCCACAUCCGUCUACACUACGUCUACGCAGCGAACAUCUACAUCGACCUUGACCACAACAACUAGCCAAGCAACACCACCGCCCGAAGUUCAUUCCACAGCUACCGAACACCCAACAACGCCCUACGAUAUAGUACAAGUAUUUAGCGGCGGAAAUGGUGGUGAACGGCAUCAUGGAGAGGACGAUGAUAAAUCAAAUAUGAUAUUCAAUGGCGAGCAUAUAUCUAUACCAGGAGAACGGCCAUCGCCACAUAUACCGCCGCCACAUGAGUCGCCGCCAUACUAUCAAAUGCCACCACAGCAACCGCCUUCGUAUGGGAAUAAUUAUCGCUCCAAGGGUAAAGGGGGACGCGUUAACUCCAUCGAGGAGGAGCGCACGGCUAUGAUAAUCGGUAUUGUAGCCGGUAUACUGAUAGCUGUUAUACUUGUCAUACUGCUGGUGCUGUGGCUCAAAUCGACCGGUGAUCGCAACUACAAGACGGAAGGAGAAAAGGCCGCCGCCUAUGGGCAUAAUCCCAAUGCGGCAUUGCUGGGCAAUAGCAGCACAAACGGUUCCUAUCAUCAGCAACGCCACCACGGGACACAUCAUCAGAAUUUAACAAAUGGGCAUAAUACAGGAGGCGGUGGAGGUGGCGGUGGCACCGGUGGUGGUGGUAGCGGUAGUGGCAGCAUGCUCGGCGCUUCUGGAGUCAGCGGAGGUGGUGGCGGCGGCGCGGUCGGCUAUGGCUGCAUCAGCUCCGGCAUGGCCAGCACUGGGGCCGAUGGCCGUCCGCAAAUGGCCGGGCUGGUGCAACCCAAACCGAAAAAACGUGAUUCCAAGGACGUGAAAGAAUGGUAUGUGUAAAUUGUUUUUGUUUGAGUGAAGACUGUAGGUUUGAGGUGGCGAGUUCUUGGAUAAGCAGUGAACGGUUGACGAGUUCUGGUGAAGUAUUUUAAUAUUUAAUUCAAGUUAGCAAUAAUUAAUUUAUGAGAUACCUACACACUUAGUCAAAGGCACACAAAAACACACACAAACAUAGGUAAAGAAACAGACAAACCAAUACA